CACAAGCUUCAUUAUUCCACUCUGGGGCACAUAUAUCCCGUCUCAAACCGCCGGGCUCCUCGACGCUAAGGCACUCCGAUCUGUUGCAAGCCCCUGCACUGGAGUGAAGACCAGACCCAGUCUGGGUGUGGAUUUGGUCCUGCGACUUCGCGCGGGUCCACAUCAGAGAGAGAGGGAGAGCCUCAGCAAAGCAGGGGGAGCUUCAGUUUGGGGGGGAUAGCCCAGCCGACCAAUGGGAACAGGGAAGCUGGCUCAGGUGCUGCUGGGAUGGGCGGCUGUUUGUCUCAGCGCCGUUCAGGCGACUAGUACUCAAACUGGAAAUGGACCUUACCAAGCCAGCCGCUUCACCGGGAGUGUGGACCAGAGGGAAGCGCAGCGAGUCCGACGCCGUGGCCAGGAAACACUGAAAGGACCCAAUGUGUGCGGCUCUCGCUUCCAUUCGUACUGCUGCCCAGGCUGGAAGACGCUGUCCGGAGGGAACCAGUGUAUUGUCCCGAUUUGCAGGAAUUCGUGUGGCGAUGGGUUCUGUUCCAGACCCAACAUGUGCACCUGUUCCAACGGCCAGCUCUCUCCCAGCUGUGGAGGUGGAGGAAUUCAGUCCUGUAAUAUCAGGUGUAUGAAUGGUGGCAGCUGCAUGGAGGACUCCUGUUCCUGUGCAAAGGGAUACACUGGGAACCACUGUGGACAGCCUGUGUGUGACAACGGCUGCCAGAACGGCGGGCGCUGCAUCGGGCCCAACAGAUGUGCCUGCGUCUACGGUUUCACUGGCCCUCAGUGCGAGAGAGACUACAGGACAGGACCAUGUUUCACCCAGGUGAGCAACCAGAUGUGCCAGGGCCAGCUGAGUGGAAUUGUCUGCACCAAAACGCUUUGCUGCGCCACCAUUGGCCGAGCAUGGGGCCACCCCUGUGAGCAGUGCCCCGCCCAGCCGCACCCCUGCAGACGAGGCUUCAUCCCCAACAUCCGCACCGGGGCCUGCCAAGAUGUAGACGAGUGCCAGGCAGUGCCAGGCCUGUGUUCUGGAGGCAACUGUAUCAACACUGUCGGAUCGUAUGAAUGUAAAUGCCCUGCUGGUCACCGUCAGAGUGAAACCAGCCACAAAUGUGAAGACAUUGAUGAAUGCAGCACCAUUCCUGGUGUGUGUGACGGAGGAGAGUGCACCAACACUGCUGGUAGCUACGUCUGCACCUGUCCACGAGGCUACAUCUCCAGCACAGAUGGCUCCAGAUGUGUGGAUCAGCGUGUGGGCACCUGUUUCUCCGCUCUUGCUAAUGGCCGCUGUGCAGCAGAGCUGAAUGGCCAGCACACAAAGAUGCAGUGUUGCUGUGAAACAGGACGCUGCUGGGCUUUGGGCCAGAUCCCCGAGAUGUGUCCUGUCAGGGGCUCCGAUGAGUUCAGGCGCUUGUGCAUCGUGGGUGUCCCACAAGGACUCCCUCACACCUUCCCCAACGGGUACUUCCCCAGCAACAAUGGAAACUAUGGAUUCAAGUUCCCCACUAUACCCCAUGGUAAUGGGAAUGGAAAGCCACACACCAACGGAGGAGGCGACGGUUUCGGAGACAAUAACGGAGGAGGCACGAACCACCGGAACAUCGGCACCGCUUCUCUGAAUGAGACCCUUGAUUUUUGCCAACAUUUCACCCACCUGUGCUUAAAUGGACGCUGCAUCCCAACUCGCGGGAGCUACCGCUGCGAGUGUAACAUGGGAUACAAUCAGGACGUCCGCGGGGAAUGUAUUGAUGUGGAUGAGUGUGUGAGUAACCCAUGUAUCAAUGGCGACUGUGUCAACACACCUGGGUCGUACCACUGCAAGUGUCACGAGGGAUACCAGGGCACCCCUACCAAACAGGCCUGCAUUGAUAUCGAUGAGUGUAUCGUAAACGGAAUGAUGUGUCGCAACGGCCGCUGCGUCAACACGGAGGGCAGCUUCCAGUGCAUCUGCCAUGCUGGCUUUGAGCUCACUCCGGACGGGAAGAACUGCGUUGAUCACGACGAGUGCGCCACUACCAACAUGUGCCUCAACGGCAUGUGCAUCAACGAGGACGGCAGCUUCAAAUGCAUCUGCAAGCCGGGCUUCUCUCUGGCACCGGGCGGGCGGUACUGCAUCGAUAAUGACGAGUGUCUCACACCUGGCAUCUGCAUGAACGGCCGCUGCAUCAACAGUGAAGGGUCCUUCCGCUGCGAGUGCCCGCCGGGCCUGGCCGUCGACGUCGACGGACGGGUGUGCGUGGACACGCACAUGAGGACCACCUGCUACGGGGCCAUAAAAAUGGGCACUUGCUCGCGUCCGUUUCCGGGAGCAGUCACCAAGUCCGAGUGCUGCUGCGCUAAUCCCGAGCACGGCUUUGGAGAACCCUGCCAACCCUGCCCAUCCAGAAACUCAGCUGAGUUCCAGGCUGUGUGCAGCAGUGGGAUUGGUAUCACAACCGAUGGAAGAGACAUCAAUGAGUGCGCCUUGGACCCAGAUAUCUGCCAGAACGGCGUGUGUGAGAACCUCAGAGGAAGUUACCGCUGCAUCUGCAACAUUGGCUACGAGUCUGACACGAGUGGAAAGAACUGCGUUGACAUCAACGAGUGUCUGGUGAACCGACUGCUUUGCGACAACGGGCUGUGCAGAAACACCCCCGGCUCCUACACGUGCUCCUGCCCCAAAGGGUUCGUCUUCAAACCCGACUCCGAGACGUGCGAGGACAUCAACGAGUGUGAAUCCAGCCCAUGCAUCAACGGAAUAUGUCGCAAUGUCGCCGGGUCCUUUAACUGUGAGUGCGCCCAUGGCAGCAAGCUGGACUCCACAAACACCAUCUGCGUUGACAGCAUGAAGAGCACUUGCUGGCUCACGAUACAGGACAACCGCUGUGAGGUGAACAUCAACGGAGCCACGCUGAAGUCGGAGUGCUGCUCCACGCUGGGAGCCGCUUGGGGCAGCCCCUGUGAACCCUGCGAGAUCGACACGGCUUGCUCUCGAGGAUUUGCUCGCAUGAAUGGCCUCGUCUGUGAAGACAUUAACGAGUGCGAAGUGUUCCCUGGAGUGUGCACGAAUGGCCGGUGUGUGAACACCCAGGGCUCGUUCCGUUGUGAGUGCGCUGCAGGCCUGACUUUGGACAGCAGUGGUCGCUUAUGUGUGGACAUGCGCAGCGAGCAGUGCUAUAAGAAAUGGCACGAGGAUGAGUGCGGUGAGCCCCUUCCGGGAAGGUACCGCGUGGACAUGUGCUGCUGCUCUGUGGGCGCUGCUUGGGGGGUCGAUUGUGAGGAAUGUCCUAAACAAGGGACACCUGAGUUCAGCACCAUCUGUCCCAGAGGUCGCGGCUUUGCCAACAGAGGAGAUAUUCUCACCGGCAGGUCCUUCUACAAAGAUGUGAAUGAAUGUAAAGUCUUCCAGGGCCUGUGUACUUAUGGAACUUGCAGAAACACAAUCGGCAGCUUCAAGUGUCGGUGCAACAACGGUUUUGCUCUCACGGCCGAAGAGAGGAACUGCACAGAUAUUGAUGAGUGCCGAAUCUCCCCUGACCUAUGCGGCCACGGUACAUGUGUCAACACCCCCGGAAGCUUUGAGUGCGAGUGCUUUGAAGGCUAUGAAAGUGGCUUCAUGAUGAUGAAAAACUGCAUGGACAUUGAUGAGUGUGAGAGAAACCCCCUGCUGUGCCACGGAGGAACCUGUCUGAACACAGAUGGAAGCUUCGAGUGUGAAUGUCCCACAGGAUAUGUGCUCAGCAAUGACGCAUCUGUCUGCGAAGAUAUGAAUGAGUGCCAGCUGAGUGACAACUUGUGCAGAAACGGGCAGUGCGUCAACAUGCCCGGAACCUACCAGUGCUCCUGUAACAUCGGGUACCAGGCCACACCUGACAGACAGGGCUGCGUUGAUAUUGACGAGUGCACCAUCAUGAACGGAGGUUGUGAGACUCACUGUACCAACUCGGAGGGGAGUUAUGAGUGCAGCUGCAGCGAGGGCUAUGCUCUGAUGCCGGACCUCAGGACGUGUGCAGAUAUUGACGAGUGUGAAGAGACUCCAGAUGUCUGUGAUGGAGGCCAGUGCACCAAUAUUCCUGGGGAAUAUCGCUGCCUUUGUUUUGAUGGAUUCAUGGCUUCCAUGGACAUGAGGACAUGUAUCGAUGUGAACGAAUGUGAUUUGAACCCAAACAUCUGUCUCCACGGUGACUGUGAGAACACGAAAGGCUCCUUCAUCUGCCAUUGCCAACUGGGAUACUUUGUCAAAAAGGGAUCCACAGGCUGCACAGAUAUUGAUGAGUGUGAGAUUGGAGCGCACAACUGCGACAUGCACGCCGCUUGUAUUAAUGUGCCGGGGAGCUUCAAGUGUCGCUGUAGAGAUGGCUGGGUGGGAGACGGCAUCAAGUGUGUGGAUUAUGACGAAUGUUUCUCAGAGGACCACAGCUGCCACCCCAAUGCAGACUGUGUCAACACACCAGGAUCGCAUAGGUGUACGUGCAAAGAAGGCUUCAAUGGAGACGGCUUUUCAUGCUCUGACAUGGAUGAGUGCGCGGACAACGUCAACCUGUGUGAGAACGGGCAGUGUCUGAAUGCUCCUGGAGGCUACCGCUGCGAGUGCGAGAUGGGCUUCACUCCCACAGAGGACAGCAAGGCCUGCGAGGAUAUCGAUGAGUGUAAUUUCCAGAACAUCUGCGUGUUUGGAACCUGUCAGAACCUUCCAGGGAUGUUCCGCUGUGUUUGUGAUGAAGGCUACGAACUAGACCGCAGUGGAGGGAACUGCACUGAUAUCAACGAGUGUGCCGUCCAUGUGAACUGCCUCAAUGGAAUCUGUGUGAACAUACCAGGGAGCUACAUGUGUAACUGUCCACCUGAGUUUACGCUCAACCCCACCGGGGUGGGCUGUGUGGAUACCCGUGUCGGCAACUGUUUCUUGGACAUCCUUCCCCGGGGUGACGGAGGAAUCUCCUGCAGCGUGGAGAUCGGCGUGGGUGUUACACGCGCUUCCUGCUGCUGCUCCGAUGGAAGAGCUUGGGGAAGCCCCUGUGAACUCUGCCCUGCCUCCAAUUCCUCCGAAUACAAGACCCUCUGUCCAGGAGGGGAGGGGUUUAGACCCAACCCCAUCACUGUUCUUCUGGAAGACAUCGAUGAGUGCAUGGAGCUACCAGGUCUCUGCCAGGGCGGAAACUGCAUUAACACCUUCGGUAGCUUCCAGUGUGAGUGUCCACCGGGCUACUAUCUGAAUGAAGAGACGCGGAUCUGUGAAGACAUUGAUGAAUGCACAACUCAUGUUGGGAUCUGCGGACCUGGCACCUGCUACAAUACUUUGGGCAACUACACCUGUGUGUGCCCCCCCGAAUACAUGCAGGUCAAUGGAGGAAACAACUGCAUGGACAUGAGGAAGAGCGUGUGCUACCGCAACUUCAACGACACGUGCGAGAACGAGCUGUCGUUCAACAUGACCAAGAAGAUGUGCUGCUGUGCCUACAACGUGGGCAAAGCUUGGAAUAAGCCAUGCGAGCCGUGUCCCACGCCUGCUACCAAUGCGUACCGGACGCUGUGCGGCAACCUGUCUCCUGGCUUCAUCAUCGACAUCAAAACGGGCAAGCCAGUUGAUAUUGAUGAGUGCAGAGAAAUCCCCGGUAUCUGCGCCAACGGCGUGUGCAUCAACCAGAUCGGGAGUUUCCGCUGUGAAUGUCCAAUGGGCUUCAGCUACAACAACAUACUACUGAUUUGUGAAGAUAUUGAUGAGUGCAACAGCGGGGACAACCUGUGCCAGCGCAACGCAAACUGCAUCAACAUUCCAGGCAGCUACCGCUGCGAGUGCUCCCCGGGGUUCAAACUGUCCCCCAGCGGGGCCUGUCUGGAUCGAAAUGAGUGCCAGGAGAUUCCUAAUGCUUGCAGCCACGGAGAGUGCAUUGACACUCAGGGCAGUUAUCGCUGUCUCUGCCACAACGGCUUCAAGGCCACUGCUGAUCUGACCAUGUGCAUGGACAUCGAUGAAUGUGAAAGGCAGCCCUGCGGUAAUGGUACCUGUAAAAACACGGUGGGAUCCUACAACUGCCUCUGUUUCCCAGGAUUUGAGCUCACACACAACAAUGACUGCAUGGACAUAGACGAGUGCUUUGCCCUGCAGGGCCAAGUGUGCAGGAAUGGACAAUGCAUCAACGGCAUUGGCUCCUUUCAAUGUCUAUGCCACGAGGGUUACGAAAACACCCCUGAUGGAAAGAACUGCAUUGAUAUCAAUGAGUGUAUUAGUCUACCUGGAACAUGUUCUCCCGGAACCUGCCAGAAUCUGGAUGGAUCCUUCAGAUGUAUUUGCCCUCCGGGUUACGAGGUGCAAAAUGACCAGUGUUUAGAUAUCAAUGAAUGUGAGGUAGAACCCAACAUCUGCCAGUAUGGCACCUGCACCAACACCCCGGGCAGCUUCCAGUGCUCCUGCCAACCCGGCUUUGUACUCUCAGACAACAAACGCCGAUGCUACGACACCAGAGAGAGCUUCUGUUUCACCAAGUUCGAGGCGGGCAAAUGCUCAGUCCCUAAAGUGUACAACACCACCAAGGCCAAGUGCUGCUGCAGCAAGAUGGCCGGAGAGGGCUGGGGACUUCCCUGUGAGCUGUGUCCACGAGAAACGGAUGCCGCUUUCAACGCGCUGUGCCCCUACGGCCACGGAGUCCUGCCUGGACUGGGUGACACUCGAGAAGAUAUGAACGAGUGUCUGGAUAAUCCUGGAAUCUGCCAGAAUGGAAUAUGCAUCAACACAGAUGGUUCUUUCCGAUGCGAAUGCCCCUUCGGAUACAAUCUGGAUUACACUGGAGUCAGCUGUGUUGACACGGAUGAGUGCUCCAUUGGAAACCCCUGCGGAAAUGGGACAUGCACCAAUGUAGUGGGAGGCUUCGAGUGUUCGUGCCAGGAGGGCUUUGAACCCGGACCCAUGAUGACUUGUGAAGACAUCAACGAGUGCUCCCAGAAUCCCCUCCUUUGUGCCUUCCGUUGCGUCAACACGUUUGGGUCCUACGAGUGCAUGUGUCCUGCCGGGUACGUGCUGCGAGAUGACCAGCGCAUGUGCAGAGAUCAGGACGAGUGUUCAGAGGGAUUGGAUGACUGUGACUCUAAAGGCAUGACCUGCAAGAACCUGAUUGGAACCUUUAUGUGUAUCUGCCCUCCUGGCAUGCAGCGCCGACCAGAUGGAGAGGGAUGCAUGGACUUGAACGAGUGUCGCGCCAAACCAGGAAUCUGUAAGAACGGUCGCUGCAUCAACACGGUGGGAAGCUACCGCUGCGAGUGCAACGACGGCUUUGAGCCAAGCUCAUCUGGAACUGAAUGUAUUGACAACAGAAAGGGCUUCUGUUACACAGAGGUCCUGCAGACGAUGUGCCAGCAGCUGUCGACCAACAGGAACACUGUGACCAAAUCCGAGUGCUGCUGCAACGCGGGUCGAGGCUGGGGGUCACAGUGUGAGCUGUGCCCUCUACCGGGCACAGUGCAGUACAAGAAGAUGUGCCCUCUUGGACCAGGCUACACCACAGAUGGUAGAGACAUCAAUGAGUGCCAGGUCUUGCCAGAUCUGUGCAAGAAUGGUCAGUGCAUCAACUCUAUAGGAUCCUUCCGCUGCCACUGCAAUGUAGGAUACAAGACUGACUUCACCAGCACCUCCUGUGUUGAUGUGGACGAAUGCUCCUUAUCUCCGAAGCCCUGUAACUUCCUGUGUAAAAACACUGAAGGCAGUUACCUGUGCUCCUGCCCCAGAGGAUACAGCCUACAACCAGAUGGAAAGACCUGCAAAGAUCUGGACGAGUGUUCAACCAAGCAGCACAACUGCCAGUUCCUCUGCGUUAACACCAUAGGAGGCUUCAGCUGCAAGUGUCCUCCUGGCUUCACUCAGCAUCAGACCGCCUGCAUUGAUAACAAUGAGUGCACGGGCCAAAACAGUGUUUGUGGCUCUCGAGCUUCCUGCGUCAACACCCCUGGUAGCUUUAACUGCGAAUGCUCUAAAGGUUUCUCUCUGGACACCUCUGGCCUGGAGUGUGAAGAUGUGGACGAGUGUAGCAAUAACCACCGCUGCCAGCAUGGCUGUCAGAACAUGCUGGGAGGUUUCCGCUGCGGCUGUCCUCAGGGCUACGUGCAGCACUACCAGUGGAACCAGUGUGUGGAUGAAAACGAGUGUCAGGGCGGGACUGUUUGCGGCUCCGCUUCCUGCUACAACACCCUGGGCAGCUUCAAGUGCGUCUGUCCUUCGGGCUUCGACUUUGAGCAGAACGCCGGGGGCUGCCAGGAUGUGAAUGAAUGCACGUCGGGCCCAAACCCCUGCAUCUACGGCUGCUCCAACACUGACGGAGGCUACCUGUGCGGCUGUCCGGGAGGAUUCUUCAGAGCCGGACAGGGCCACUGUGUUUCAGGCUCAGGGUUCCCAGGCCAGCUCAGUGAUGGCGAGGAUGAUGACAGCCUGUCUCCUGAAGCUUGCUAUGAGUGCAAGAUCAACGGCGGAGGAAAGAACGGACGGCACAGGCGCAGCGCCGAUGAAAAUGAACUGAAUCAGGAACCGGCUGUGAGUAUGGCCAGCGUGGACACCCAGGCCUCCAUCCCCAUGAACCUCUCCCUGGCCUCGCUGCUCAACAAGGAGCCUCUGCUCGAGCUUCUCCCCGCCCUGGAGCCCCUGGAGCAUCACGUGCGUUACAUCAUAACCCACGGCAACAGCGGCGAACACUUCCGCCUCGUGGAGCGCCGGGACGGAAAGAGCGUCCUGCGGCUCGGGAAGAGACCGCCUCCGCCAGGGUCCUACCGGCUGGAGAUCACCAGCCUGCCUCUGUUCGGACCGCGCCGGCUACAUCAGCUGGAGGAGCAGCACGACUACGACUACCUACAGGGGGAGCUGGGAGAUGCUCUGCGCAUCAAGCUCCAAAUUCACCUGCACUGAGCUUAGUCUGUGUGUGUGCGCGAUGUGUUUUUUUUUUUUUUUUUCUGGACUUCUUUUUCAACCAUCAAGUAACUCCCCACCACUAUCAUGAAAGGACCAUCAGACUAUAAGGGGGAGAAUGACGGGCCAUUAAAAACUCAGAGUCAAUAAGCCCACCUCUACCACCACUUUGUUACUCUUCAAGUUAUAUGUUGAUGUGUUGUUGUUGUUUUUUUCCUUUUUUUAUGUACCAUGACUGUAAUUCUACCUGACCUAGCACUCAUUUCUCCGCUGAGAGACAGCGGAGAAAAGAUGGCAAAGAGGUGCUCUUGUGUUCGGACCACUGCCACUCCAUACAGAAAGCGUAGCAGGUCUGUUUAGGCUAGAUAGGUUUUUUUUAUUCACAGUGUCUUAAUGUUUCAAAGGCUCAGCUAAAACUUUGUUUUUUUUUUUUGUUUUUGUUGUUCAAUCGUGUAAAAGUACCUGGUCUAGGAUUCUUUGUCCUCUUUGGGAUCUAAAGAAAAAAACAGAAAUCACAACACUGGGGAUAAAGGUUUGCCACAUUUUAACCCCUCUCAGUAUUCAAGUGUGCCAUUUUUUUUUGUAUUUGUGCUUUUUUUUUUUUUUUUUUUUUUUUUUGGAAAGAUGUCACCACGAAGGACUGCAACAUUUACACAGCAUUUCAGGUUCAUACGUCCAAAGCACUCUGCUCUUUGCUGCCCCGUGUCGACCGGUCCUCGGAUGCAGACACAAGGAAGCUACGUUCUGCUCCGACCGCGGCCGGUCGUUGCUCGCGCCCGCGGGCCGAGAGCAAAAGCAGGGAUUGGCGUGUUUGCGCGUGCGUGUGUGUGCUGUCAUGUUUGCUUACCUCAGUACCUCUUGCGGAUUGUGGACGCCUUGCCGUAAUGCUGACUUUGAAACAAAAGAGGGGGCUAGCGUCCCUCAGCAUCCAUCUUGGGCAGGGAAACAGCAGCUCGUAGGCUUUUAAAGAAGGUAGAUCAUGUCGAAUUUUUUUUUUAUAUAUAUCUUUGUUUCAGGUGUACUGAUUCUCAUCCUGAGAGCCCGCUUUGUCGUCGAGUGGGAAGCCUCCUGAAGUGCUUCAGGAGCUUUAGCUGAACUUAAGCUUACUUUAUCUGACUUCUUUGACGUCUGAAGGCUGAGCCUAGUUUACAACGCAGCAGGAACCAUCUCAAAGGUACAUGACAGCUAUAACAUACAAUGCUGUGGGAAACCAUCGGUCCCCUUACACAUUUCUUCUGUUUUUUUUUUUGUUUUUUUGUCACACUUGAAUUUUUAGAAUAACUAAAAACAGAUUUUCCUAACAGAGAUAACCUGAGUAAAUGUAAUAAUCAGUAUUGAAUGAUUUCAUUUGUUAAGGCAGAAAUCUAUGCAAAUCACAUUAGACCCACGCAAAAAAAGUAAACACUGAAUAGGUGUUUGUAAAACAAGCGUUUCUAAUAACUUGUAGGGAGCCUUUUAUGCCGCUAUGAAGGGAUUUGGGCUCAUGUUCCCUUAUAGCAUUUUUUUUUUCUUUUAGCCAUUAAGAGGGAGAAUUUAUGGUUCCAUAAUUUACAGCAAGUCGUCCAGGUCCUGAAGCAACAAAACAGCCCCGGGCCGUGACACUGUUGGUAUGAUUUGUGGAUUUUUGUUCUGAAAUUCUGUGCUCGUUUCAUGCCAAAUGUACCAACAUCACCAGUACCACUUUUGUAUCGUCAGUCCAUAGAAUAUUUCCUGCAAAGUCUUGUCUAGAUGUAUGGCACGUGCGAGACAGAGCUUUAUUUGCCCAUUUCUGCCCAGUGUCCUUCUUAUUGUUCGAUUAUUAACAGUGGGUUCAAGUGAAGAAAAUGAUAAGUGGACGAGUCAUCAAUGCACUAUUGUAGUAAUUUGGUAGGGUGAUCGUUAAUAUUAAGGUUCCCCACAGACCCCUGUUCUCUCCCUUUGUGGAUAAAAGGCAGAAACUGCGGUUCACUGGGGCUCAAAAGCCUUAGUAAUGGUUUAUAACCUAUAACUCUGGAUUAAUAGAUGUCAGGGCUUUAAAUCAGGGCUUGAUGUGUUGGUUUUUAGGUCCUUUAUCCUACUUCAUGUUGGCAGGCAUGCUAUUCAAGUGGUUUCAUGAUUCUAUGGUGCUGUAGUAAUUAGGCCUCGGUGUAGCUUGACAAAUCUAAUAAAAAAAAUAAAUAAAAAAAAAAACGUGGUUGAUCCCAGUUAAUUCAUCACUUAACAUGGGAGGCAAUAGUAUUUUCACACAAGGUUAAGUUGAUUAGUUUUAGAUAAUAUUUUUUCCCUCAUUAACAUUUUUUUAAAAACAUUUUACUGGAGUUUUUAUUUACUCGGGUCAUCUUUGUUUAUUUGCGACAUUAAAAUUUCACAAGAAUGUAAAAACUGAAGAAAUCUGUAAGGGGGCAAAAAUGUUUUCACAACACUGUAAAUUAGUGCUUUAGAGAGGAGGAUGGGCACACACAGGUGAACACAAAACCUCACAAAAAAAAAGUAAGAAUAUCUGUCAGGUCAUACAUGUUAUGUCUCUGAAAGAAAAAAAAAAGAAAAAAGGUGCUACAAUAUGCCAUCCGUGUUGCUGUACAAAGUAAUUGCAGUCUUGAAUCUGCUAACUUUUUUUUUUUAAACUAGGUUUUGUCGUGUCUGCCUUUUGAAAUGUCUUGACAAACAUAUUAUCAAACAUCCUUCUUGAAAAUGAAAUUGUAUAUUUUAAAUGAAAAGUAGAUUUUUUUUUUUUAAUACUGUCAACGCAGCAACAUAAACAUUGAAGGCUUUAAGCGACUGUGACGGUCUGUUUUAUUUUGGAAGGAAAUCCCCCCACCCCCAAAAAAAAGCAAGGUAGAAAAAAAAAAAGCAUAAUAUUUGAUGAUCGUUUCUCAUAUCGGUGAUCGGUGAUUAACAACUUUAUUGUUAUCUGUAAUUUCGCUAAACCUAAACUGUCUGUUUUGAUGCCAAAGAGGAUGGGGCGAACUUGCAAUGCUGGGAUCUACUUGGUGCUACAGUAAUCCUUCUCUUUAAACAUUCAGGGUUGUUGCACUCCACCACAGCUAACAACAAACCCAUGUUUAUAACACAUAACCAUUUUCUAAUUGGAAAAAAUCUGUAUACUUUGUAUCUUUACUGUCUGUCUGUAAUUUUUUUUCCUCUUUUAUUUGCUACUUUGAUUGUUAAACGGUGUGUGCUUACUGUCACACAUCUUCAAUGUCAAACUUGAAUACUGCCAUCACCAUCCCUUUUAGUAAAAAGAGAUUAAGCAGCAGGAAGGUGGGUUUCUUUUUUUUUUUUCAUAUUUUUUUUUAAAAUGAUCAACUUGAGACCCUGUGAUGGAAAAGUUUAACUAAAAGCUGAUGACAAUCGUUCUGUCGCACCUACAGCAACUUUCAGUCCUGAUGGAGGAACUGUCCAUGUCCUGAAUGAUUGUGUGACGAUAGAAACCAAAGAAUUUUCUUUACAACCGGUGUGAGAAAAAAAAAGAAAAAUUAUUCACAUUGUACCCUUUUGUCCGGUGACGAUCAUGGCAAUAAAAUGUUGUUAUAUUUUUUAA
This is a messenger RNA of Fundulus heteroclitus (mummichog), 12380 nucleotides long. RefSeq names its product fibrillin 2b (gene fbn3). NCBI's taxonomy places the organism in Eukaryota, Metazoa, Chordata, Actinopteri, Cyprinodontiformes, Fundulidae. The record is from RefSeq and is a predicted model, not a curated record. Gene Ontology annotation, molecular function: calcium ion binding.